Messenger RNA from Passer domesticus (house sparrow), 1021 nucleotides. It is a transcript of the gene BCL2A1, whose product is annotated as BCL2 related protein A1. Gene Ontology annotation, cellular component: mitochondrial outer membrane. The record is from RefSeq and is a predicted model, not a curated record. NCBI's taxonomy places the organism in Eukaryota, Metazoa, Chordata, Aves, Passeriformes, Passeridae. Gene Ontology annotation, molecular function: protein heterodimerization activity; protein homodimerization activity; channel activity. Gene Ontology annotation, biological process: intrinsic apoptotic signaling pathway in response to DNA damage; positive regulation of apoptotic process; mitochondrial fusion. The transcript is spliced from 2 exons. The coding region runs from base 396 to 920 and encodes 174 amino acids.
AAGCCAAAUGCCAAACCUUUGCUAGCACACACUAUUCUUGGAAUUUUGCAAGCCAAAUGCCAAACCUUUGCUAGUGGUAUGUAACAAAAGUCCCUAGAAAAUGCCAAGUUGUGCUUCUAAAGAAUGUGGUAAAAUCUGGUCGAUUUUAGUUGCGGAAUAACACUAUUUGGAGAAAUAAAUCACUCAAGACAUAAAAGGAGACACUUUUUCUUUCAUUUCCUCUGUGACAUAUUCCCCAACGCAGCCAUUAAGUCACUACCUUCUACAGGAAAUUCUGUGGUAAAACCAGAAAGAUUCCAUCAAAACUGACGAAACAAAACCGUGUGCAUGUCCUGUGGCUGCUCACUGCCGAGCCUGACUGCGAGGAGUGAGCUGCUCCCUGCACUCUGGAUUGAAUGGAAACUGCUGAGUUCUAUUACGUUUAUUACUUAGCCCAGGAUUAUCUGCAGUAUGUGCUCCAGGAAUCACACCUCGGGCCAGCCCAGACCAGGGUUGCUCAUGUCUUGAGAACCAUGGCAUCCUCUCUGCAAGACCAAACCGAGGAGGCUCUCAGGCCACUCCUGGACAGGAUUGACAUCACCUCUGUAGCUGUUGCCAAGAGAAUUUUCAACGGAGUCAUGGAUGAAAAGUUUGCUGAUGGAAAUACUAACUGGGGACGAAUUAUGACCAUAUUUACAUUUGGAGGUCUUCUCACCAAGAAGCUUCAAGAGCAUGGGGUUCAGCUGACUGCAGAGGAGAAGGAGCAGAUCUCUUAUUUCAUCACAGAGUACAUCAUAAACAACAAAGCUGAAUGGAUUGAUGCGAAUGGUGGCUGGGAAAAUGGCUUCCUAACAAAGUUUGAAAGAAGAUCACUACUGUCCUUCUCCAAAAUUACAGCCCUGUUCAUAGCUGUUGUUUCCUUGUUCAGAGAGUACUACUGAAGUAACAGGAUCUGCCAUUCGUGUGUAAUCUAGAUAUUGCCACAAACUUCACUUCUCAGCCUUCCUCCAAGCAAUAUCAACAAGAGAAUAAUUUCCUUCCA